UAAAAUCUGAACAUUUGUUUAUUUAUUUAUACUAGUAAUUAGUAAGAUUAACAUAAAAGUGUUUUUUUUUUAUUGUUUUUAUGACCGAUGUUGACGUGAACAGUGAGGAUUUAAAAUAACUUUCAAAAUGAUGUGGGAUUCGUCAACCUUUUUGGGUGCAUUAACGCCGAAGUUUUACGUAGCCUUAACCGGUACUUCAUCUCUUAUCUCCGGCUUGAUACUAAUAUUCGAAUGGUGGUAUUUUCGAAAAUAUGGCACUUCGUUUAUAGAACAGGUGUCACUUACACACCUGGGUCCAUGGCUUGGUGGAAAUGGUGCUCAGGGCACAGAGCCAGAGGGCGGCGAUUGCAAAGUGUGGCGCAACCCUAUGUCGCUUCUACGCGGCGCGGAGUACGGUCGGCUAUGGAGCGCUGCGCGUCGGGCUCCGCUUACCUAUUAUGACAUGAAUCUUUCCGCCCAGGAACACCAAGCGUGGUUCGGUAGUGGCGGAGGAGGCGCAGGGGGCGCGGACGAGGCUUUGGCACGCGCGUGGCGUGAGCGUGAGCCCGCGACGCGGGUUGCGUGUGCUCGCGCCGCUCUCGCGCUACGACCCGACUGCGCCGCUGCGUUACUGCUGCUUGCAGAGGAGGAUGCGCCUACCGUACUUGAAGCGGAGCGUGUACUGAGACGAGCCUGGCGCGCGGGUGAGGCGGCAUGGCGAGCGCUGGCAGCGGCGGGAGCAGCCGGCGCGGCGCGGCGCGAGGCAGCCGUCCUCGCACACGUCAAGCGGCGCGCCGCCAUGUGUGCGCGUCGGCUCGGUCGCCUGCGCGACGCCGCGCGCCUGUUCCGUGAGCUGGCGCGAGAUGCGCCCCCCGCGCUGCACGCGCUCGCUCUGCAUGAGAACCUCAUCGAGGUGCUGCUCGAGCAGCGCGCCUACGCAGAUGUGCAGGCGGUGCUGGCCCGGUAUGAUGAUGUGGGGUUGCCGAGGUCAGCUACGGUGUGCUACACGGCAGCACUGCUGCGGGCGCGGGCAGCCAGCCCGUCGGCGGGUGCGGGGGCGCGUGCGCACGCCGAAGCGGUGGCGCUCGAGGCUAUUCGCCGUGCUAUCGAGUUCAACCCACACGUGCCCGAAUACCUGCUGGAACUGCGGCCGUUGACGCUGCCGCCAGAGCACGUGCUCAAACGCGGUGAUAGCGAGGCUGUCGCGUAUGCAUUUUGGCAUCUUCGUCACUGGCGUGCUGCGGACGGUGCGCUGCGGCUGCUGGGCGCGGCGUGGGCGGCAGCAGAGCGGGAGGGUGCGGACGCGGGCGUGGGGCGCGCCGGGGCCUGCCUGCAAUGCGCGGACCGCGAGCUGUUGCCGGCGCACCACACGCUGUCAGUAUUCCCGCGGCGGAGAGCGCCGGCUCUGCUUCCGCUGGCUGCGGCGCUGUGCGCGGCGACGGCGCUGCUGGCGUUGCUGGCGCACCGCUGGCCGGCGGCGGCGGCGCAGGCGGCGCGGGCUGCUGCGCAGGCGCUCGACCCGCGGCCGCUGCUGCGCCUCCUCACCGCUAUUUGAGAGCCCUCUCCGGGUUUAUAUAUUAAAUUAUUACCUAAUAGUUAUAUGUGUUACGUUCGUGCGUAAUUUAUUUAUUUUUGUGUCGUAUUAAGUAUUUAGUCUUUACCAAGAUACUGUAAGCUCAAUAAAGGACAUUAACAAUAAA
Vanessa atalanta (red admiral) is the source of this 1679-nucleotide messenger RNA. RefSeq names its product protein ST7 homolog. The transcript has 5 exons. NCBI's taxonomy places the organism in Eukaryota, Metazoa, Arthropoda, Insecta, Lepidoptera, Nymphalidae. The coding region runs from base 128 to 1534 and encodes 468 amino acids. The record is from RefSeq and is a predicted model, not a curated record.